UUCUAAGAGAGCCGGCCUUCAGAUAGACGUUGAAGUUCAAGGUGAGAAGACGAGUGGAUGCUGUGCGUGCGUUCUGCUCGUUGAAUUGUGUCAAGGACUCCUCCAGUUCAGGUCUUUUUGGUUUCGGAUGAAGUGCAGCGUAUCAAAGAGAUCUUAGAUAAUUUUUGGAAUGUAUCGAAAAAUUUAUAUUUUGGCUCUGUUCGCUGGUGUUUUAUACCAGGGCUCAGAUGGGAAGGAUGUUAACGAUACAGAUUCUGGAAGAGCUCUCGGAUUUGAUGAUCUUAAGGGAUGCAUCCAGCUGAGGAGCUUGACAUGUUUCCUGGAUGUGUCUGAUGAUAUUGUGCUAAGAGAAAAACGUUCAAUUCUUGAUGAAGCUGACAGAGCAUUGGCACUAAGUGGCAGAUCCGAUGAUGAUAAAGAAACUGAAAAACCGAGCGAGCUAACAGACACCAUUCGCCAACUAAUGAACGAAAUGAUGGAUAUCGUUAUGUAUGGUUUGUCCAGUAAUGAAAAAAAAGAAGAUGAAGAAGAAGAUGAAACAAGUACUGCAGUUUCAGAAAAAGACGGUUCCGAAGAAAAUGACGAAGACGAAGAUGAAAGUUCUAGGGCAAUUGAAGGCAGGAAGAAGAAGAAGAAGAAGAUCCACAAGCUCAUUGCUUUGAUCAAGCUCCUCAUCCUCGGUGCAGUAAUAGCUGUGAAACUCAUAGUACUCCUGAAGAUAUUCGCAGCACAUCUCCAGAUAAAGUUCCUCAUGAUCGCCUUCGCUGGACUUCUUAUAAAUGCAGCAAGAUUCUAUUUCGAUUUGAAGAAGGGGCACAAUCCUCAAAAGGUCAUUUAUUACGAGCACGCACAACAUCAACACCACUAUGAAGGUGCAGAGGACGAUUGGUCUAGUAGUGGUCCUUCAGAAAAUUAUUGGGGAAGAUCUUACGAAGAGGAAGAUGGACAGUCCGCCCAUGAUGUGGCUUACUCCAAACAGAAACCUUAUGGAUCUUACAAAAAGAAGGAAGACGAUAGCUUUUCUUGGUGGGGGUAAACAUUUUUCAUGAGUUGAGAGAGGUAUAUUAAUUUUCUAUUUUGUACUGAUUUUGAUUUAUAUAAUUUCGAUACUUUGUAGGAAAAUUUACGUCAUUUAUAGAAAUUGUUUAUUUUAGCAUAAACUUUGAGAUUUUGUUUUUAUUAAGUUAAUAUUCAAGUUUGUCGACUAUGAAACAAUUGGAACAAAGAUUGGUUAAUAUUAGGUUUGAGAAUUUUAUUCGUGAUGGCUAGAGAAAACCUGGAUCACCCAAAAGUAUAUGAAGAAUUGUUAAUUUUAAUGAAUAGUUAUGUAAAAAUAAAAUUCAAGUGGUCAAGUCCACUCAUUUUAAACUUUUUUUCACAUUUGUAUCCGUAGCUGAAAUAACAUAAUAUUUUCAAUUCAAUUAUAUUUUCUGUAUGAUAGUCGACAAACUAAAAUAUUUAUUAUUUAUUAUUAUUCGUUACGCAAGUGACUAUUAUGUGCCAAUUAGAAAAAAUAUCUAGGUAUAAAGGGUUACCAAAUAAUAGGUUGCUUUCUGCCAUGAUGAAGUAAACCUAAAACGAUUUAUACUCUUUCGGAACGUUUUGAAUACGUAUCAAUACUUUGUGCAUUCACUUGUGAUUUUUUAAUAAGUUUAGUGCAAUAUCAACUAAUUGAACUUCCAUAUUGAAAAAAAAUAUCUUUUUUAAAUCGUCAAGAAUUUCUAGCUACAUCAAUCAAAUGAAUGUUCCUUUGAAAUCUUGAUGAAAGUGUGAAUUGUCAUAUUUCAAUAGAUGAAAAGGCCAGUGUUGAGUUCAUGUAACAAUAAUUUCCUGUAUGGGUGACAGUCUCUGCGUGAAUAGAAUAUUUCAAAGACCUCCAACAAACAUAUUUCCGAAAACCAUUCUGCAUACUUUGUGUCCAGUAUUCAUCUUCUCAUUUAAUUUAACAUGUGCAAUGUGUGAAUGAGAAUCGAUUUGAUACAAACUUAUACUAUUAAUUAUACUCCUUCUCUUAGGUCCUCUAGUUUAUAUAAAAUAAAGCUCAAUUCAAUUUUGAGCUGAAUCAUGAGUGACUAGUCAUAAGUGGAUGAAUGUUUCAAUGAACAACAAUCUUAGUUGUAAUUUUGAGUCGUAUCGAUAUUGAAUACCUAAUGUUAUUAUUUAUGAAUUUGAUAUAUUUAUUUAUUUAUACCCGAAUAAUUUCAUGGGCAACAUUAAAUUUGUUUUGGGAUUCUUUGUACAUAACUCAUUCCAUAUUAACAAUAAAAUUUUAGAAAUUA
This is a messenger RNA of Harmonia axyridis, 2279 nucleotides long. RefSeq lists its product as uncharacterized. NCBI's taxonomy places the organism in Eukaryota, Metazoa, Arthropoda, Insecta, Coleoptera, Coccinellidae. The transcript has 3 exons. The record is from RefSeq and is a predicted model, not a curated record. Bases 170 to 1036 code for a protein of 288 amino acids.